AUGCAAAAUCCGCACAGGGCAGAAAUAAGGCGAGUUCCCGAGGAAGCAGAGACCAAACUGAGCGUUAUUAAGGAGGUCGGGCGACACUUCGGCGACAACAAAUACAGCCCUGUGCUGCGUCCCCUCCCCUCUCCCCGGCCGGCGGGCCUGGGGGUGGGGGACACGGACACGGGCGAUCCCCGGGCACGCAGGGGUGCAGCGCCCGCCCGCCCCGGUCCCGCACCGCGGUCCCCGCCGCUGCCCCCGGUCCUCCCUGCGCUGCAGGCCGCGGCCGGCCGCUCCUGGCGGGGCUUCGGGGUGUGUGUGCCGCCGCCGCCGCCCGGCCCCGCUCGCCCGCACGGAGCCGGCAGCCGCCUCCCCCCGCCCGCCGCGCCCCUCCGCGGAGGUGGCCCCAGACUGGCAGCUCCGCUGGCCUAUGGCGCGGCGCGGCAGGCAGACAUCGCCUCUCUGAUUGGUGGGCGGCGGGGGAGGCGGGGCGGGCGAGGCGGCCCCUCAGCGCCCGCUGGCAGCGGUGGCGGAGAGGGCAGCGCCCGGCCGCCGCCUCCGGUCAGUGGCAGCUGCUCCGGGCGGCCCGCGGGAGCCCGGCGGGGCCCUGCCGCAGGCUGCCCGGGCUGUCCGGGAAGAGGAGCGAGGUGGAAGGAGGAGGAGGAAGAGGAAGGGUGGCCAGCCCAUGGCAGGGGUCGCGGCCGGCCGCUGCCACCGCCGGAGCGGUUCCCGUUGCUCGGCACCCCGCUGCAUGUCCCCCGCCGGGGUGCCGCGGGGAGGCGGGAGCGGGAGCUGAGCGUCUCGGUCCUCAGCAAUGCCGUAACUCCUCCCAGCGUUUCUCAAGGUGCUUGCGUCCACCUCCAACGCCCACUGGCAGCACCGCACACUCCGGCUUCAGGUCCCGUCUCCAGCACUACCCUGCCCAUGACCUCGGAUGCUCCCGUCUUGGCGGAUUGGCACAUCUCACCAUCACUCAUCUCCUGGAAAGCUUUUCUGCCUUAGCGCUGAAGAAAUCACAGUUUAGGCUACAAGAAGAACAGGAGAGACAUGUAAAAUGCAGAUGCAGAGGGAGAAAAACUUAAUAAAGUUGAAAUAGCAAAGAGAGCUAAUACAAGUUUUCAAUAAAUAAGGUUUACAUUUCUCUCUC
Messenger RNA from Strigops habroptila (Kakapo), 1132 nucleotides. Its product is annotated as translation initiation factor IF-2-like. The transcript has 4 exons. NCBI's taxonomy places the organism in Eukaryota, Metazoa, Chordata, Aves, Psittaciformes, Psittacidae. The record is from RefSeq and is a predicted model, not a curated record. The coding region runs from base 1 to 987 and encodes 328 amino acids.